This is a messenger RNA of Quercus robur (English oak), 1808 nucleotides long. RefSeq lists its product as uncharacterized. The record is from RefSeq and is a predicted model, not a curated record. Lineage: Eukaryota; Viridiplantae; Streptophyta; Magnoliopsida; Fagales; Fagaceae. The coding region runs from base 555 to 1712 and encodes 385 amino acids. The transcript is spliced from 4 exons.
GAUAGCUCAAUCUUAGGUGGGUUAGCACUCGUUGUUGCCGACUCCACCAUACUUCAUCCCAUCCACCUCAAAUGGCUUUUGGAAGCUACCCAUUCUAGCUUCCAUAGUAUCAUAUUCUUCAAAAUACCCAGGAUAUCCUCUUUGCAGCAUAGUAGUACAUUGCACCUUUGCACUGGAGCCAUGAUUUGGAUCUUCCUUGGGGUGCAUACUAAGCACCCCUCAUUUUUUUAUUAAAAAAAAAAAAAACACUUUUCCUUUUUAUUUUCUCUCUUUCCUACUCGGAAAAGGAAUUAGAUGAAGCUAACCUAACCGCCUCAAUUUAAAAACAACGGUAAUAAUAAAAAGGGAUUGAUAUAUAAAACAAUUUUGUAUGUUUUCUCAAUCACAAAACAAACCCAUAUCUUUCAAAUUUGAUGUGAUUUUUUUCAAGAAAGCCAUCAAAAUCCAAAAGGCACCGAUCGAGAAAGGAAGAAAGGUCAUAGGAUUUGUUUUCAAGGGUCCUUUUUUGAUCACCAGGUUUUUGUGAUUUUGAGUUCUGUGUUAGCAUAGCAAUCAUGAGAUUCUUAAAGGGUAGUAAGGUGGAGGUACUAAAGAAUAAACAGGUGCCUCCAGGGGAGUGGCAUUGUGCGAAGAUUAUCUCUGGUAAUGGGCACACUUACAGUGUUAUGUACGAAGGUUCUCUCAAAAUUACAGCCGAGGUAGUUGUGGAGAGAGUGCCAAGGAAGGCUAUUAGGCCUUGCCCUCCUCCCAUGGAAACUGUGGAGGAUUGGGCAGUUGGAGAUGUUGCAGAAGUGUUUAACGUUGGUUCUUGGAGAAUGGCUAUGAUUCUGAAGGUUUUGGGUGGGGAUUAUCAUUUGGUUAGGCUAUUGGGAUCUUCUGAGAAGUUCAGAGUUCACAAAUCUAACAUCCGGGUGCGUCAAGUUUGGCAAGAUGACAAAUGGGUUGUGAUCAGAAAGGGUUCUUGUAAUUCUUUGCUUGUGAAGUCCAACAAACCAUCUAGCUUGAACUUUCAUCAGAUGACCUCUGAGUUUCUGCCACGCGAUACAAGGAAAAAGAUGCAGGCAGGAAAUACUUGUUUAGCUGCUCAAGACAAUAUUUGUUUGCAGAAGGCUCAUGUUGUCUCAUCCAGAACAUUGAAGAGAGCGUCCCCUUAUUGCUCUACUCAUACUGAAGCAUAUUCUGGAAAAAUGAGAGGAAUUGAGAAAGAGGGUGAGCGUCAAAGAGUCAUUUCAGAGUCUACAUUCCCCUUGCUGAAAAAGGUAGAUGCUGUAGCUUACCCACAAGCAAAUCUGGGUGAAAAAUACACGCAUGAUUCCUUUAAUAAACAAACAACCGGAUAUUUUGAUUUGGAAAGGGUAAAUCAGAAUGGUUCUAUUUUGAUUUUUCAUGGAAGAAGUUCGGAACCUAUUCAUUGUGAUGGUGAUGCAUCUUCUGUUGGUAGUUGUAGUGUUGUUACUGAUAGUUCAAAUAGGUUGUCAGGUCACAUUUUAUCAUGUCCUCCUCAAGAUGCCAAUACCCUUAAUAGUGAUGCAGAUUCCUGUUAUGAUUGUAGAGAUGAGGAAGGAAGAGGUCCCCUCUCUCUGAAAGAUAAUUUAGCAACAAGCAUCAAUAGAUUAGAGUUGCAUGAUUAUCGCAGCACUCUGGAGGCAAUAUAUGCUUCUGGGCCCUUAAGUUGGGAGCAAGAAGCUCUAUUGACAAAUCUUCGUGUUUGAUUCAAUAUUUCGAAUGAUGAACAUUUGAUGGAGAUAAGAAAUCUAAAAUCAGCUGGGUAUGGCCUUCAUCUUAGUUAAAUUUUUUAUCAAGGGAUA